Messenger RNA from Aspergillus sclerotioniger CBS 115572, 1449 nucleotides. RefSeq lists its product as uncharacterized. The transcript has a single exon. Lineage: Eukaryota; Fungi; Ascomycota; Eurotiomycetes; Eurotiales; Aspergillaceae. Gene Ontology annotation, molecular function: protein binding. The annotation marks the transcript as partial. The record is from RefSeq and is a predicted model, not a curated record.
GGGAAAUGGUACCGUUCAUAUCAGAACACCUUAGCCCAACCAGGACGUCCCGAGGUUAAGGAAAACAUCAGGGAACUUAUUUGUCUAACAAUUUAUGAUGGAUGGGAAUGUGUACCUUAUCCCAGUCCUCUUGAUAUCAACCUAGGCUCCGCAUACCUCGUUGACAAGGAUCUGGGACUCUUCACGGUUGACCGAUGGGCUGUGGAUGUGGAUGAAGGCGGGGAUUCAACCCUGUUUCGACGAACUACCUUGACAAAUCUUCCAACGGGCGAUACAUUUACACCAGAAUUGGCUCUUGAGUCUUUCCAUGGUGUUUUCUUCCCCCAGAACUUCGACGACGACAACGGAACCCAAACACUGAUAUACGAACAUCUAACAAUCAAUAUGAGAAAGCCCACGUCUUUGAACGAGCUGCAGUUAUUGUUUAUGAAUGACUUCAUCGCCAAGUGGGGGCAGAAUUGGAACGAAGCGCCGAGAAAGAAAAGAGUAACCCCUCUGUAUCGUUCCCUAUCUAUUGUUGUCCUACGCAUCGCAGCAUGGGAUGUCGAAGUGCAGGUGCCCAAUUACAACCUCAAGGGUAAAGAAGUGACCAUUGUUCACCACCCGACAUGGCCAGCUCCCUCAUCCGACGUGUUCUGGUUCCAUGGCUUCCUCAUCGUCCUACAUGAGGAUAUUAAUGCUAUUGGUGUGGCCAUCAAAAAGGCGCAAUGGUACUUGCCCCGUAACCCGCACAGGAGCCAUGUUACGCAUAUGAUCCUCAUGGUUUACUAUGAUAUAAGGCUCAUCGAAAUAUCCUCUGGACCUGUUAAAUUGACCCCUGUUAUCCCUCUCAUUCGCAACUGUGCACCAGACUAUCCUAAGCCUGGGUCUCGAGUUUUAACAUCAAUUCUAUCUUCGGCCGCUUGGAAGCCACUGCCUAAGUCAAGGCUCCCCCACCUCCCGAACGAAAUUCUUGAUAUGAUACUUGAACACUUAUCGCAGAGAGAUAUUGUAUCGGCCGCCCAGGCAUUUUCGUAUCUAACUGAAUCGUACUACUCGCCUGGAAGGCAUUCCAGUAACUUGCGAGUUCGAGACUUCGACCGAUCAAUACCAUGCUGUGGCAUUUGGGACCAACCUGAUACAGAAGGCUUUUUUUGCUCGACUUGCUAUAAGUGGUAUCACAGAACGUGUCUUGGUCUAAGUCUCCAAGCGUCUAGUACUAAGUACGUCUGUUACACUUGCGAACAUCCUAAGCCAGGUGGCAUUCCAAUGACAGGAAUGGUCUCUAUAGCUUAUGGCUUUAGCAGACCAUCCUGCAACAUCACCAUCAAUGGUGUUAAUAGGAGCCUCCAAUUAUUUACUUCGGGCCGUGAUGUAGAGGAUACAUCUCAAGUUGGAGGUCCAAUCUGGCAAAUAAGAUACACCCUUUCGUUCGGGGACGCUUUCUCUGGACUGGCUUAUGGGUUUUAA